CCGUGUUGCUGGACCAGUGAGACGCUGCGGCUCUGUGGCCUGUGGGGGGGGGGGGGUUCAGGGUCUCCCCAGCUGUGGUGCAGAGGCAGCUCGGCCCUGUCUGUAGGGGGCACAGACUGAGCCCCGUUGCUGGGGCACCUCGCAGCCCCACUGCACAGAUGGGAACUGCGGCCUGGCGAGGCAGGGACUGGCCAGAGGCCGCCCAGGGGCUGAGCUGGUUCCCAGGCAGUGCCCCAGGCGUGGGCCUGGCCCAGCGGGAGCAGCUGGCCGUCUGGUCCUGGCAGGGGAGCGCAGCGUCGGCGCCGCAUGCCCAAGGAGCUGCACUGCGUGUCUGGCACAGAGAACACGGGCCUGGCCCUGGCCGCUGCUUGGCGCCACUCACCCAGGCUCUGACUGCAGCUCUCUGGCAUCCCCUCCCUGCUGCUCUCCGGAGCCUGCCCCCAGGGUGCCUGGCUGGAUCCGGUGCUGCCAGUGACCCAGAGCGAUGGGGCGACCCGCUACCUGCUGCUGGCCCUCAGAGGGGUGGCAGCCCGGGCUCCAUCAUCACCCUAGUCUAACCUGCUCUCUCUCUCUGCUGCCCACCCUGGGACCACAGAAGGACUUUCUGGGCCAGGCGUUCGUGGCACUGGGCGAAGUGAUCGGAUCCCAGCGGAGCCGCUUGGAGAGACCCCUCACGGGGGUCCCAGGGAAGAAGUGUGGGACCAUCCUGCUGUCAGCUGAGGAGCUCAGCAACUGCCGGGACAUUGUCACCAUGCAGCUCUGCGCCAACAAGCUGGACAAGAAGGACUUCUUCGGGAAAUCCGACCCCUUCCUCGUCUUCUACCGCAGCAACGAGGAUGGCACGUUCACGAUUUGCCACAAGACAGAAGUAGUGAAAAACACACUCAACCCGGUGUGGCAGCCAUUCUCCAUCCCCGUGCGAGCCUUGUGCAACGGGGACUACGACAGGACGGUGAAGAUAGACGUGUACGAUUGGGACCGGGAUGGAAGCCACGAUUUCAUCGGGGAAUUUGCCACGAGCUACCGGGAGCUUUCCCGCGCUCAGAGCCAGUUCACAGUCUAUGAGGUGUUAAAUCCAAAGAAGAAAUGCAAGAAGAAGAAAUACAUCAACUCUGGAACGGUGACCCUUCUCUCCUUCGCCGUGGAGUCCGAGUUCACCUUUGUGGAUUACAUCCGAGGCGGGACACAGCUGAAUUUCACAGUCGCCAUUGAUUUCACGGCCUCCAACGGGGUCCCGUCGCAGCCCACCUCCCUGCACUACAUGAGCCCAUACCAGCUGAGCGCUUACGCCAUGGCACUGAAGGCCGUCGGCGAGAUCAUCCAGGACUACGACAGCGACAAGCUCUUCCCUGCCUACGGUUUUGGUGCCAAGAUCCCGCCUGACGGCAGCAUUUCCCAUCAGUUCCCCCUGAACAGCGACGUGGAGAACCCGAGCUGCGUGGGGAUCGAUGGCGUCCUGGAGUCCUACUUCCAGAGCCUGCGCACGGUGCAGCUGUACGGGCCCACCAACUUUGCCCCCGUCAUCAACCAGGUGGCCCGCUCGGCUGCCCAGAUGACGGACGGAUCGCAGUACUACGUCUUGCUCAUCGUCACCGAUGGCGUCAUCUCUGACAUGAUGCAGACCAAGGAGGCCAUCGUCAAUGCCUCUGCCCUGCCCAUGUCCAUCAUCAUCGUGGGAGUGGGCCCGGCAGAGUUUGAUGCCAUGGAAGAACUUGAUGGAGAUGACGUGCGGGUCUCCUGCAGGGGGCGCUAUGCAGAGCGGGACAUUGUGCAGUUCGUGCCAUUCCGGGAUUACGUGGAUCGCUCCGGGAACCAGGUGCUGAGCAUGGCGCGCCUGGCCAAGGACGUGCUGGCCGAGAUCCCGGAGCAGCUGCUCUCCUACAUGAAGAGUCACGACAUCAAGCCCCGCCCUACCGACCCACAGUAGCUCCGCCUCUGUGCAGCCCAAGCCAAUCAGACACUGCUGCUCCUGCCGGGCCUGAGACCGCGCCCCCCAGCCCUCGCCUGCCUGAGCCGAGCUGGCUGUCGCCCCCUGGAUGCAGCCCCAGAGGCUGGCUCGGCCCCGCAGGGCUGGCACUGUGCCUCUGUCAGGGGGGAGGGCAGCUUCCUGUGGCUGGCCUGGGCUCCCUUCCCUGCCAGCUGCGGGCAGCCCAGGGGCCUGGGAGCAGGGCAGGGUCAGAGGUGUUCAGCAAUGUCUCGUCAGGCCCUUCCCCCGGCCCAAUAUGGGGGCGCGGAGCCCUGCUCUGUCCAGAUCCUGCCAAUAAAGCUUUGUAGGU
Messenger RNA from Trachemys scripta elegans, 2276 nucleotides. RefSeq names its product copine family member 9 (gene CPNE9). Gene Ontology annotation, cellular component: plasma membrane. Gene Ontology annotation, molecular function: calcium-dependent phospholipid binding. Gene Ontology annotation, biological process: cellular response to calcium ion. The coding region runs from base 485 to 1927 and encodes 480 amino acids. The record is from RefSeq and is a predicted model, not a curated record. The transcript is spliced from 16 exons. Lineage: Eukaryota; Metazoa; Chordata; Testudines; Emydidae.